Messenger RNA from Pectinophora gossypiella (pink bollworm), 2082 nucleotides. RefSeq names its product prion-like-(Q/N-rich) domain-bearing protein 25. Bases 123 to 2054 code for a protein of 643 amino acids. Lineage: Eukaryota; Metazoa; Arthropoda; Insecta; Lepidoptera; Gelechiidae. The transcript is spliced from 14 exons. The record is from RefSeq and is a predicted model, not a curated record.
AGAUAAACUGAUCUGUCGAAAUUCACUUGGACAUAACAAUGUUGGCGUGAACACUACUUUCUGCAAUAACUUUAUGAAUACUUAAUAUUAUAAUUAGUGUAAUCUCAAAAAAAGUAUCAAAAAUGUUGCGCCAAACAGUGAUUCUGGCUUUAUCUUUAGGAUGCCUGCUCCAGCUGACCGCAGUAUCAGGCCUGUGGUCGUGCAGUACCGACAGUGACUGCAGCAGCCUCGCCGGCGGGGUGUGCCGCGAGGGAGACUGCGUGUGCGCAGCUGGCAUGCAGUCAGUGUUGGGGGGCAGGUUGUGUGCUGACGUAUCACCGUACUACACAUCACCAUGUUUUGAGGAUCAUCAGUGCUUCAGGCUCUCCUUCUACUACGAGUGUCGACGUGACAAUGGGACUGCUAGCGACGAAGCCGGCGCAUGCGGCUGUCAAGAUGGCGCCCACUACUUCCGCGGACGAUGUUGGAAGAUGGUGGACUACGGAGAGCCGUGCUCCAGGGAUGAGGAGUGCAUGAGUGGAGUACGCGACCCGCUCAGUAUGGUGUGUGAUGAGACCUGCGCGUGCGCACCUGGGCGGUAUAUGAGGCAGCGCGGCGAGUGCCGGGUGAUUUCAGAAAAUGUGGGUGAUUCGUGCGUGAUAAAUGAGGACUGCCGAUUCCAAAAUGGCGCGUGCGACAUUCUUACCCUCACGUGUUAUGACGCUGGCGCAGAUCAGAAUUCAGCAAAGGCAACAAAUUCACACAUGAACGAAGGCACUCCAAAUGGCAAAUCAUCAGAGCUUGUCAAGUCGUCGGAGACGGCAAACUCAUCCGUAGGAGACAAAAUGGCGGGUUCUGAAAUGGCGGGUGCCAAUAUGGCAGAUUCCAAUAUGGCGGUUUCCAAUAUGGCGUCGAGACAGACUCGUGUGGAAUGCAGCGUGUCAAGUGAUUGUCCUGAGCCCUUCCAGUGUUCUACCUUCGGAGUAUGCGUUUGUCCUGUUGGGUACUACUCCAGUGCUGACGGAAGCACCUGUUUAGCUGAGUUGGGAUCCCCAUCAACUGCAGAGCAGUGUGUCGGACUGUUUGCUGUUGUCGUCGACGGCGUUUGCAGCUGUCCCGUGCACUUCUUCUUUGACGAAAACCUGAUUGACUGCUCUAGACCUACUCGCCGUCUCACCGACUCGUGUCUCAAUGAUGCCGCUUGCAACACGUUUGGGCCGGCCGUCCGCUGCACCGCGCCUCAGCUUCCUUGGGGGCUGCGCAGCUGCGAGUGUAUCCCGGAACUGGCUGUGUGGGAUGCUAACAGGCAGAUGUGCCGGUUGUUUGUGGGUAUUGGCGAGGCGUGCCAGGUGGAUAGCGACUGCCUGGCCGGGGAGCUGGAGAUCCAAUGUGUCAAGGACGAGGAAGACCAGGGGUACUGCGCAUGUCCUGAGAACUACGUCGCUAUGGAUGGUCUCUGCAUCACGACGGGACUUGAUCUUGGUGACACCUGCCAAGUGUCUCAAGAAUGUACGGCCACACCGAACUCGGCCUGCAACGAUGCGGUCUGUGGAUGCGCCGACGGCUACACGGAGGUUGACGGCGUCUGCGCACCUUUGAUUGGUUCAGAAUGCGCCGUGAAUGCUGACUGUGUGAUCGAGAACACAAUUUGUGUCAACUCCACCGGUGGGGACCUCACUUGUCAGUGUGGAGAUCAGUUCGUGGAGUUCAAUGAAGCUUGCUGGCCAAGAUUAGAUGACCAGUCCUCUCCUUGCGAGGUAUCAGCACAGUGCCAGCCCUUCAUGGGCUCAGACAGCAUGUGUUCAGAGGGACAGUGCCUGUGCACUGAUGGACAUCACCUCCGGGAUGGAGGGUGUUGGCCACAGACUGCCCUGUUCGAGAGCUGCAGUCGCUCCAGUCAGUGCUACCUGGUGGAGCACUCGGAGCGCGUGGCCUGUCGUAACAGCCGCUGCCAGUGCCACUUCCACUACCCCUACUCCGAGGAGCUGAUGACGUGCACUUCUUCAGCUUCAUACGUUCAGAUCAGUUUUCUGUUACUGACAGUUACAUUCACAUAUUCUUUCCUGUUAACUUGAGAUUAUAAUAAACAUUUUAUACGCAUUA